Messenger RNA from Nannospalax galili (Upper Galilee mountains blind mole rat), 984 nucleotides. Its product is annotated as olfactory receptor 1F1-like. Gene Ontology annotation, molecular function: G protein-coupled receptor activity; olfactory receptor activity. Gene Ontology annotation, biological process: G protein-coupled receptor signaling pathway. The record is from RefSeq and is a predicted model, not a curated record. NCBI's taxonomy places the organism in Eukaryota, Metazoa, Chordata, Mammalia, Rodentia, Spalacidae. The transcript has a single exon. Gene Ontology annotation, cellular component: membrane. Bases 1 to 984 code for a protein of 327 amino acids.
AUGGCUGCUGAAAAUAGGACAGAAGUGACUGAAUUUGUGUUGUUGGGCUUGUCCAGCAGACCAGAGAUGCAGCCAGUUAUUUUUGGAGUUGUCCUUGCCAUGUACCUGAUGGCAGUCAUGGGCAACGUCCUACUAGUAAUUGUUGCUUGCUCAGACCCCAGACUUCAGACCCCCAUGUAUUUCCUUCUCAGCCAACUUUCUAUGAUUGACAUAACUCUACCCACCAUCAUUAUACCUAAGAUGCUGGUACACACACUGUCUGUGAAUCGAACCAUUUCCUAUAAGUCCUGCAUGAUACAGCUAUUCUUCUUCAUGGCUGUGGGCAGCAUGGAAGUCUACUUGUUGGCUGCCAUGGCAUAUGACCGCUAUGUUGCCAUCUGUGAACCUUUACGAUACUCUGCCAUUGUCAGCCAUCUCCUCUGUCUGCGCAUAACCUUGACCUCAUGGGUGGUUGUCAGCCUUAACAGCCUCCUAUAUACUCUGUUGGUCACCCGUUUAACCUUCUGUGGAAACCAGGUGACCCACUUCUUCUGUGACAUCACUCCUCUGCUUAAGCUCUCCUGCACCAGACCAGUGGUCAAUGAAAUGCUCAUCUUCACAGAGGGUGUAGCUGUGGUGGGCAGCCCCUUCUUCUUCAUUUGGGGUUCCUAUGUCCGCAUAGGUAUUGCCAUAGCCCACAUGCACUCAGUUGCUGCCUUGCACAAAGCUCUGUCUACCUGCAGCUCUCACAUCCUAGUUGUUUUGCUGUUUUUUAGCUCUUUGGCUCGUAUGUACCUCAAGCCAUCCUCCAGCUAUGACUUAGAAGAGGAUCGGCAGGUUGCCGUCUUUUACACACUAGUCACUCCUAUGCUAAACCCACUAAUCUACAGCCUCAGGAACCAGGAAGUUAAAGGAGCUCUACGAAGGCUUUUUAUGAAGCUCUGCAUCUCAGGCAACUUCCAGCCUGGCUCCCAGGCAAACAAAGAAUGGCAGCACAUCUCCUGA